Rodentolepis nana is the source of this 621-nucleotide messenger RNA. Lineage: Eukaryota; Metazoa; Platyhelminthes; Cestoda; Cyclophyllidea; Hymenolepididae. The record is from the annotation of a GenBank genome assembly.
AUGGAUUAUAGCAAGUGGGACCAUAUAGAGGUAUCUGAUGAUGAGGACGACACUCAUCCAAAUAUUGAUACUGCCAGUCUAUUUCGUUGGCGUCAUGAAGCACGUCUAAAUAGAGACCGUGAAUGGAAAGAGGAAAAAGAGAAGUUUGUAAAGGAAAAAAAGGAGCACACGCAAGCUCUUCAAAAGGCUAGGCGUGAGUAUGAAGAUGGUGUUAAGAAUAACGCUUCAAAUGUGAAACAGCUAGAGGAAAAUUUAAAGCAACUUGAAAUCAAGGACAAGGAAUGGCAAGAAAGAGAAAAGGAGAUGAAUAAGAAGGAAAGACUCCGACCUCUUAAUGUCGACACAAUUAGUCAUGAAGGCAAAUCUCGCACGGUAAUUAAUAAAGAUGCCUUGAAGGAAAAACCUGAUCUGGAAGAAGAUAACGAUGAAGUUCAUGAAGAGGCGGCGGAAAGACUAAAAAACUUCACUGAAAAAUACGAAAAGGAGAUUAAAAAGUUUGGUCUGUUCUCCCGUCCCUUGGAUUCCAAAAUUUAUCUUGAGGAGCAUCCUUUCCUUGUCUGUGAUGAAACCGCUAAUCAUCUCGUUCUCUGGUGUCUGGACUUGGCCAUGGAAGAGAUUUGA